ACCGUCUCUACAACCCAGCAUAUCACCACCUGCAGCGUCAGCGCAGAAUGUACAUGAUAACGACUCGUUAGAUGACUUUCUUUCAUCUUGAUGAGUUAUUCCAGGCCACCCGAAAUGGAGACACCGCAGAACCACAAGCCCCUCCAUAUCUCGAAGCGCCAACUAAUCGACGAGAGCCGUCUGCUUACUGAUGCCACAACCCCGAACUCAGUUUAUGUGCCAGGCAAUACUCAAAGCCCCUUAUUAUCGAAGAUUAGACUACCUCAGUGCCGAUUGUUUCUCCAAGGAUGGACAACAAUGCCCGUCUUUCGUAGAGCUAGAUUCAACGUUCCCUGUUCAGGGUGUCGAGACGGCCAUAGUCGACGAAACGAGGCCUUCUCCUCCACUACAUGAGAGGGCUGGUGGAUCGUGCGACCAUGGCAGCGUCUACAAUAUUAAGGAUGAACUACGACAAAUCUUAGCAGAAGCAGUGU
Molecule: messenger RNA, 473 nt
Organism: Pseudogymnoascus destructans
Lineage: Eukaryota; Fungi; Ascomycota; Leotiomycetes; Thelebolales; Thelebolaceae
Exons: 3
Coding region: 91-393 (100 amino acids)
Source: RefSeq, a predicted model, not a curated record